Diospyros lotus (date-plum) is the source of this 2590-nucleotide messenger RNA. RefSeq lists its product as uncharacterized. Bases 610 to 2340 code for a protein of 576 amino acids. NCBI's taxonomy places the organism in Eukaryota, Viridiplantae, Streptophyta, Magnoliopsida, Ericales, Ebenaceae. The transcript is spliced from 9 exons. The record is from RefSeq and is a predicted model, not a curated record.
AAUCUCCAAGAUGGUCCACAAACCACAUCUCUCCUUUUUCUUUCUGUGUAAAAUUUAACAGUGGGGGGCUGAAAGAGAACUCUCACUAUGGGCUUGCCAGUGGAGAUGGAGGAGUGCCCAUCACUAAUUUAUUUCCAUUUGUCUUCUUCUUCUUCCUCUUCUCAACCAUUUUUUCUUCAUUCUAAUUUACGCAAGUUUUCUUUUAAAUUUACGAUUUAAUUUUGGUAUCUUUGCGUAAGUGACAAUUUAUUUACUAGUGUGCUUCUUCCCCGUCGGCUACGUUUGGCUUUCGGAGGUGAGAUUGAAGCGCCAAACCUCGUCGUUUUCUUCUGCACUCUGUGUGUUUUUUUCUCACGGUCUUCGAGAUUAAUUUACUCUUGCUUCUUAUCCAACUGCAUUCCUCUCUCUUUCUCUCUCUCUCUCUGCCUUUCCUUCACUCUCAACUUUCCCGCUCUCCUCCUCGGGGUCGGUCUGCGUUCUUAAAUCUGGAUUUUUUUAUUGCCCAACUUUUGUUUAGCGAAAUUUGAUGAUUGUUUUCUUUUGGAGGGUGGUUUGCAGUUUGGGCAAUUUUUGAUUUGUUUUCUCGGUUAUUUUCCAGGAAGCUGGAAGAUGAAUACAAGAGUCCGCUCUAACGUUCAAUCCAUGAAAGCCGCUUCGACUCCGCAAAUAGUCGAUAAGCUGAAGAAGAAGCUAAAACAUGAGGAGAAUGUUCACAGAGCAUUAGAGAGGGCUUUCAAUAGACCUUUGGGUGCUCUACCUCGCCUUCCUCCUUAUCUCCCUCCAUAUACGCUAGAGCUUCUUGCCGAAGUAGCUGUGUUGGAAGAGGAGGUUGUUCGGCUUGAAGAACAGGUUGUGAAUUUCAGACAAGGUCUAUAUCAGGAAGCUGUUUACUUAGCAUCCAAGAGGAAUGCGGAGAACACAAUUGAUUCAUACAAUCACUUGCCGAUUAGAUAUUCAAAACUGGACGAAUCAGAUUGUUUAUCUCAGCAAGAAGCAAAUUCAGGAUUAUCCAUGGCACAACCUUUACAUUCUCUUGCCAGAAGUGCCUCAAGUAGAAAAUUAUUGUCUCCAAACUGCAUCUCUGAUCAAACAAGUAACAGUUUAGGUCCGUCAAUGAAUGGAAAACAAACCCCAAAUAAACUUAAUUCUUCCUUGGAAGAUGGGCGGGGAAAAGAGAACCGUUCGUGUUCUAAUUCCGAGAAGGAAAUGCAAUAUCCAGAAAAUAGAACACCCAGUAAGAAGACUCCUGUCAAGAAGCCUCCAGUCAAGCCUGAACUGAUACAAAAAUGCAUUGAUUCACCCAGGUUACAGUUGAACUAUAGAUUACUAGACCAAGAACGAGCACAAGAAAGUUCUUCCAGUUCGUCUGAUGGUGGGGUGUCGGAAGCGGACAGUACAGCAAACAAAAUCUCUGAGGACGUUUUGAAGUGCUUGUGCAGUAUCUUCCGCAGACUCAGCACGGUGAAGGACAAGGCUGUUGAAUCAAAGGCCAUUGCUUCUGUGGCAGUGUUUUCUAAUGAAAAUAUUCAGAAAGUAGAGUCUCAGUAUCCUUAUGGUAUCUGUUCAGAAUUCAGGAAGAGAGAAAUUGGUCCCUAUAAGCAUCUUUGUUCAAUUGAAACUGGUACAAUUGAUCUGAACAGGAAGACAAGUGCUUCUUUUUUAAUCCACAGGCUAAAGUUCCUCCUUGGUAAGCUGGCUUCUGUCAACUUGGAGGGUCUUAGCCAUCAGCAAAAGCUUGCUUUCUGGAUUAACACUUACAAUUCCUGCAUGAUGAAUGCAUUUCUGGAGCAUGGAAUACCUGAGACUCCUGAAAUGGUCGUCGCAAAUAUGCAGAAGGCAACCAUAACUGUGGGAGGGAACUUGCUAAACGCAAUUACUAUUGAGCAUUUUAUCUUGAGGCUACCUUAUCACUUGAAAUAUACUUGUUCAAAAGUUACAAGAAAUGAUGGAACAAGAUCGUGCAGUAUAUUUGGAUUGGAGUGGUCUGAGCCCUUGGUCACUUUUGCACUCUCCUGUGGAAGUUGGUCUUCCCCAGCUGUGAGGGUGUACACUGCAUCUCAAGUUGAGAAUGAGUUGGAAGCUGCAAAGAGAGACUAUUUACACGCAGCAGUUGGCUUUUCAACUGCAAACAAGUUGAUAAUUCCCAAGCUGUUAGAUUGGUAUCUUCUCGACUUUGCCAAGGACUUAGAAGCACUGCUGGAUUGGGUUUGCUUGCAGCUCCCCAGUGAACUCAGGAAUGAAGCACUUGAAUGCCUCCGGCGAAAGGGGAGAGAGCCUCUUUCGCACUUGGUUCAAAUAAUGCCCUACGAUUUCAGUUUCAGGUACCUCAUCCACCAAUGAAAAGAUUACAUUUCCUUCAAGGAAGCUUCAGUUCACAUAAUGGUAAGACCUUGGUAUGGUAGAUCUUUUAUACCGGUGUAUAAGAUAAUGCUUAUUGCUGCUGUAAACUAGUCCUUGGAAGAAAGUAUUGGGCUUGGUCAUUGAUUCAUUCAAAUUCGUUUUAUAUACAUAAACAUAGUGCAUGAUAAUGGCAACUUCUUCAUACUAAUUCUUUUGUAAAUUUGAACCGUUUUGACUCUUUUUCUCCUCA